GCUCAGAAGCUCAUCAGACACUUGAAGCACAACUGUUUGUCGAACCCACGACAAACCCCCAAACCUCCUCAGGGUGACAGCUGCUGGGCCUGCUACCACCAAGAUGACCACACCACCGUCAUCCCAUCCAACUCCGCUUCUCCGGCCACCACCACCAGGGUUUAUACAUGGCCUCUCUCAAAUAACCAGCAGUUUGUACAUCAGUAAUGGUGUGGCUGCCAACAGCAAGCUGAUUUUGUCAAGCAACCGCAUCACAACUGUCAUCAAUGUCUCCGUGGAGGUGGUCAACACAUUCUUUGAAGACAUCCAAUACAUACAGGUGCCAGUGUCUGACUCUCCCACCUCCCGCCUCUAUGAUUUUUUUGAUCCAAUUGCAGAUCACAUUCACAACGUGGAAAUGAAACAGGGCCGCACACUUCUCCACUGCGCGGCAGGGGUGAGUCGAUCCGCUGCUCUUUGCCUGGCCUAUCUCAUGAAGUAUCACGACAUGACCCUAGUGGAUGCCCACUCAUGGGCCAAGUCGUGCCGCCCCAUCAUCCGGCCCAACAACGGCUUUUGGGAACAACUUAUCCACUAUGAAUUCAAACUGUUUAGCAAGAACACCGUGCAAAUGAUCAAUACGCCAGUGGGUAUGAUUCCUGAUCUCUACGAAAAGGAAGUUCGUCUAAUGCUGCCGAACUGAGUCAACCUGGCCACCCCCGCCGAUCGAUACAUCUGCUGCUGAACUUGGAUCAAGGACUAGCCACCGAUUUUUUCUGAGCAGUGGGAUAAAAGCCAGAUGUGACCUUUAGAAGUGCAGGCACAAAAGGGAGGGUUGUUGGAGGUUUAACUUGCAAGCCUUCGCUUAAAAAAAUAAAAUUCAUUAAAUGUAAA
Erinaceus europaeus (western European hedgehog) is the source of this 873-nucleotide messenger RNA. It is a transcript of the gene DUSP21, whose product is annotated as dual specificity phosphatase 21. The transcript has a single exon. Gene Ontology annotation, molecular function: MAP kinase tyrosine/serine/threonine phosphatase activity. The record is from RefSeq and is a predicted model, not a curated record. Bases 104 to 682 code for a protein of 192 amino acids. NCBI's taxonomy places the organism in Eukaryota, Metazoa, Chordata, Mammalia, Eulipotyphla, Erinaceidae. Gene Ontology annotation, biological process: protein dephosphorylation.